Molecule: messenger RNA, 1177 nt
Organism: Scylla paramamosain (green mud crab)
Lineage: Eukaryota; Metazoa; Arthropoda; Malacostraca; Decapoda; Portunidae
Product: glutamate receptor U1-like
Exons: 6
Coding region: 467-1177 (236 amino acids)
Biological process (GO): synaptic transmission, glutamatergic; modulation of chemical synaptic transmission
Cellular component (GO): plasma membrane; postsynaptic density membrane
Molecular function (GO): glutamate receptor activity; transmitter-gated monoatomic ion channel activity involved in regulation of postsynaptic membrane potential
Source: RefSeq, a predicted model, not a curated record
UCAACAUUAUUAUCAUCAGACUAUAUAUUUUUGUAUUGGAAUGUUUAUCAUUUAACAUAGCAUCGCCACCACCGCCACUACUACCACCACCAUCACUACCACCACCACCACCAUCAAUCCAACAAUGAUUUUUUUUUCCUUCCCACCAGGACGAACCUCUUCUUUCGCAACACAUGAUAACUACAAGACACGGGGCGCCUACUGUGUUCAAGAACGACUCUGAAAAAAAAAUGAAUAAAUACAAGAGAAAAAAAGAAGUAUGACAGCUGAAAGAGACUAUGUAAUACCGUGGAAUUCUUGCAGAUCUCUAAUAAUUCAUCGUGACUUCCACACGCCUGUGUUGGGAGCGUAGGUGCGGUAGAGGGACAGGAGCAAUAGAAGAGGGAGGGCUAGACAGUCCAUGGCCAGCAGUGGACGGGAGGGAAGGCGUGGUGAACGGAGCGUUGCAAGGUGCCCAGUUUGAUGAAUGGGUUGUGUGAUGUCUUGGCUGUGUCAUCCCCUGCCACUGUCGUUGCUGCUGCUCCUCCCACGGCUCCUCGAUGCCUCCCGCUUCCCCACGGGCUGGUAUCCUCACCAUCCCUUCGGCCACACCAAUGUUACCUUGAAGGACCCCAGCCAGCACAGCGUGGGCAACAGGGCAUUUUUGCGGGUUGCAGUAGAGGAAUGGGAACCGCACGUGAAGGUGAUGACGGCAUCUGACGGCACCAUUACCAUCAGCGGCCCCAUGGCCAAUCUGCUGAAAGCUCUUGCCGAGACGCUCAACUUUAGUUACACGUUAGUGAGGCCAGCAGAUGGAGCAUGGGGCGCCCCGGACGAAUUGGGCAACUGGAACGGCAUGAUUGGCAUGGAGGCAGACUUGGCACUGGGUCCAUUUGGAAUGACAGAGGAACGGACGAAGGCUGCUGAAUUUUCAUAUCCAAUAAUGAUUGACUAUUACAAGAUCCUGGUGAAGAGAGGCCAUGCUCAACUCAAUCCAUGGGGCUUCCUCAACCCUCUACAACCCCUCGUGUGGUUUGGGGUGUGGCUGACUUUCUGCAUGGCUUGCAUCACCCUUGCACUCUCCAGACUUGUUCUUCAGUGGGAAAGGUUGCCCAUCACUUCCAAUAUCAUGGUGGCUCUUAGAUGUUCCUGGGAUCAGCUGGUUAUCCUCUUGCAGCAAAGUGAGUUCUUACAUUGA